AUGGUUUUAGCAGAUUUAGGUCGUAAAAUCACCACUGCCCUGCAAUCCUUAAGCAGGGCAACCAUCAUCAAUGAAGAAGUACUAAAUUCUAUGCUAAAGCAAAUAUGCGCUGCUCUAUUAGAAGCUGAUGUUAACAUUCGUUUAGUUAAAAAUUUGCGAGAGAAUGUCAGGGCAGUUAUUGAUUUUGAUGAGAUGGCUGGUGGGCUUAACAAGCGCCGAAUGAUACAGUCAGCUGUGUUUAAGGAACUCGUAAAGCUUGUUGAUCCUGCUGUGAAACCAUACCAGCCCAUAAAGGGCAAGCCCAAUGUGAUCAUGUUUGUGGGUCUCCAGGGUUCAGGUAAAACCACAACAUGUACAAAACUCGCAUACCAUUACUUGAGGAAGAACUGGAAAUCCUGUUUAGUGUGUGCUGACACAUUUCGUGCUGGUGCAUAUGAUCAGGUGAAACAGAAUUGUACAAAAGCCCGAAUACCAUUUUAUGGAAGUUACACAGAAGUAGACCCGGUGGUUAUAGCAACAACAGGAGUGGAGAUGUUCAAGAAGGAAGGCUUUGAAAUGAUUAUAGUAGAUACUAGUGGUCGUCAUAAACAAGAGGAAUCACUUUUUGAAGAGAUGUUGGCUGUAGCUAACGCUAUUCAACCUGACAACAUUAUUUUCGUCAUGGAUGCAACUAUUGGUCAAGCUUGCGAAGCCCAAGCUAGAGCAUUCAAAGAAAAGGUGGACAUUGGUUCAGUUAUAAUAACAAAAUUGGAUGGUCAUGCCAAGGGUGGUGGUGCACUAUCAGCGGUUGCUGCAACACAAAGUCCUAUUAUCUUUAUAGGUACAGGAGAACACAUUGAUGACUUGGAACCAUUCAAAACUAAACCAUUUAUUAAUAAACUUUUGGGAAUGGGAGAUAUUGAGGGUCUUUUAGAUAAAGUUAAUGAGCUCAAACUUGAUGACAAUGAUGAGCUUUUGGAAAAACUUAAGCAUGGACAGUUUACACUUAGGGCUAUGUAUGAACAAUUUCAAAAUAUCAUGAAAAUGGGACCCUUUUCACAAAUCAUGGGGAUGAUACCAGGUUUCUCUCAAGAUCUUAUGUCGAAAGGAGGUGAACAAGAAUCAAUGGCAAAACUGAAACGGCUUAUGACAAUAAUGGACUCCAUGAAUGAAGGUGAGCUGGACCAUCGUGAUGGCGCUAAACUAUUUUCGAAACAACCUACCAGAAUCACGCGAGUAGCUCAGGGUGCGGGCGUCACAGAGAGAGAUGUAAAAGAUUUGAUUGCUCAGUACACUAAGUUUGCUGCAGUCGUGAAAAAGAUGGGAGGAAUCAAGGGGCUGUUCAAAGGAGGUGAUAUGGCAAAGAAUGUCAAUCAAACUCAAAUGGUCAAACUCAACCAACAGAUGGCUAAGAUGAUGGAUCCUCGUAUUCUACAACAAAUGGGUGGUAUGACAGGACUGCACAACAUGAUGAGACAAUUGCAGCAGGGCUCUAGUGGGAUGAAUAGUUUAAUGGGUGGCAAAUGA
Arctia plantaginis is the source of this 1506-nucleotide messenger RNA. NCBI's taxonomy places the organism in Eukaryota, Metazoa, Arthropoda, Insecta, Lepidoptera, Erebidae. The record is from the annotation of a GenBank genome assembly.